UCGACGUUAAUAUGAUUGGUCAACUGAGGGAGAGGAUACGCGAGACUCUGAAAUCACGUGGGAUUCAGAACUGCGACGUGCGUGUAGCAAGAGAUUGCAGGAAUGCUGACUUUGUCGCUUUAUGUCGGGAAUCAGCUACUAGGAGUUGCAUUGUUGUUGUGCUAAAUGGUGACAAAGAAAAGGACGUCUGCUGCAUACAACACUGUUUUCUAGAUGAGAAAGACAGAGUUAUAAUUAUUCUCAAUAGAUCACAUAUUUUCAGACAAGUCCUACUUGACCUACCUGCAGGUCUGCGUUGUACGGCUACGACUGGACAAUCAACUCCAGAAAGCCACGUCUGCAUAGUAGCCUGGUUCUAUUGUUGCAAUCCAACUGAUGCUGCUGUGACAGCAAUCGCAAUGAGAACUGCUCUGACUGCUCAUCAUGCUGCCAAACUUGUUGAGAUAACAGGUUGUAAGUGCAGCCUUGUGUAUGCUGGCAACUGUGAAGAACAAUUUUGGAUCAAUUUAAAGGAAUGGGUGGAUAAAUUUGGCUGCCACCCUGAUAAGUGGGUUGCUAUAAAUGAUGUGGAUGUACAGACCAAGGCAAAAAAACUGCUAAAUUAUGGUAUUUCCAAGCUGCAAAGUGCAACAAAGAAUGAGGAAAGUAAACUUAUAGACGUUGUAAAAGGAGAUCAGCUAUGUGCCUCUGAAGUCAUUUUAAAUUUAAGACAAUAUAUGCUUCAAAAUGAUCUGCCAAUAGGCAAGAUUGGAUAUGACAAAGGAAUGGGGAAUGCUGUCUUGUUGGCUGAUGGUAUAAUGGAUUCACUUUUACUUGAAGCAGCGGUGUUGCAGGAUUUGUCUGAAACAUUUUGUUGUGGCUCUUUUCUACAUGUGGAUAUCCAUUCGAGAGCUUUUCAUCGGCAAAAGCUCAGUCUAGCAUGGAGAAUGUUGUGCGACAACCCUUCGUCAAAGGAGCAGAAGUUACUUUUGCACUUUGGAGUUGCUGACGUCAUGGAGGGGAAACCUCUUGUAAUGGAAGAUUACUAUAGGGUGAGAAUGCAGCAAUUAUAUGAUGUUGAUUCUUUCAAAAUGAGAUCCACGCAAAGUGAGUUUUGUGUGAUUUUGAAAUGUGUACUAGCACAUUUGGAAAAGUUACAUUGCAAAAUUUCAGAAGAAGAAGCUACUGGAAAAAAAUUACAAUUGCUGACAGUUGCAGCAAUAAAAUUUGAACUGUUAUCUGUAAAUUUGAAAAAUAAAGUUAAAGUGAAGUUGUCAAGUGGCAAAGAUGUUGGUGGUGUCCAAGACAACAAUUCUGGAACAUUUGUUAUGUAUAACUGUGCUAGAAUGACUGCUAUCAUGAAUAAGUAUAAGGAUGGAGUCAAACGAGGUUAUUACCCCUGCCUACCAGAUGCUAAGAAUGUUGACUAUUCUACUCUGACUGGUCAGAGUGAAUGGGUUCUUGUCUGGAAGUUUCUCACACAGGAUAUGUUGAGUUUUCAGGAAGCAGGCAACAUCUCAACAAGGACUGCUUUAUGGGCAGAUGUACAGUCUAAUAAGGUUUGUGACAUAAUGACUCGAUUAGCAAAAGAAGUCAGUUCUUACUACAGCCAUGUUCAAAUUUUGCAGGAACCAAAGGCUCAUAUGUUGAGUUGUAUGUUUGCCCGUCUGCACUUGAUACUUGGAAUUAAGCAGAUGUUUGAGUAUGGCCUUGGUCUGCUUAGUUUGACUCCACUAGAAGUCAUGUAGCAAGUCUCAUUUCUGCACAAGCCACGUUAACUGAACUGUUGUGUGAUAUCAUGGAUGCAUUUUAGUUAAUUAAUUCCUACACAAAGGUUUGACUGUAUCGCAAGUUUUCGAUAGACGACUGUAGAGAUUGAAUAGUUUACAUACAAUUUAUAUCCUUAAUAUCUGGGCAUGCUCAAAAGCUA
Corticium candelabrum is the source of this 1909-nucleotide messenger RNA. Its product is annotated as DALR anticodon-binding domain-containing protein 3-like. Lineage: Eukaryota; Metazoa; Porifera; Homoscleromorpha; Homosclerophorida; Plakinidae. Gene Ontology annotation, molecular function: tRNA binding; ATP binding; arginine-tRNA ligase activity. Bases 12 to 1727 code for a protein of 571 amino acids. Gene Ontology annotation, biological process: tRNA C3-cytosine methylation; arginyl-tRNA aminoacylation. The transcript has 13 exons. The record is from RefSeq and is a predicted model, not a curated record.